CGCUCCACUCACCCUCCCCCCUCUCCCCUUCCCCACUUCCCAUUUGGUCUCGGGCCUAACUGACCUGGUCCGUUGCUUGCUGGUCUCCUUCAGACGCGCUCCGGUGGGUGCUUGAGACGGUGGUGUUCUGGUGGUAGUGCAGUGAAGCGUGUCGAUAACUCGAAAGAACUUUACCAUCGAAGUUUAAGACCUACUUCGACAACUUUAGGCACCCACCACCAACAUGCCCGGCCACGUCAAGAAGAGCACGGGUCCUGACCCAGACCCCACCGAGUUUUUGUUCAUAUCUAUGGAGAUGAAGAUGCAGGAUGCCACUAAGCCUUACGACGCCAAGAAGUCCUGCUGGGUUCCUGACCCCAAGGAAGGCUUCAUUGAAGGCGAAAUUCAAGGCACCAAGGGUGACCUUAUCACCGUUUAUGCCGCUGGUGAGACCAAGAACUGGAAGAAGGAUCAAGUGGGACAGGUCAACCCUCCCAAGUACGAGAAAUGCGAGGACAUGUCCAACUUGACCUACCUUAACGAUGCUUCCGUCCUGUACAACUUGAAGUCCCGUUAUGUUGCCAGGCUCAUCUACACCUACUCCGGUCUCUUCUGUAUCGCCAUCAACCCCUACAAGCGCUACCCCAUCUACACCAACCGCGUGGUCAAGAUCUAUCAGGGCAAGAGGCGUAAUGAAGUGCCUCCCCAUCUCUUCGCUAUCUCUGACGGCGCCUACAUGAACAUGAUUCAGGAUGGUGAAAAUCAGUCUAUGCUCAUCACCGGUGAGUCCGGUGCCGGCAAGACUGAGAACACCAAGAAGGUACUCUCCUACUUCGCCAACGUCGGCGCCACCACCUCCAAGAAGAAGCCUGAAGCAGAGUCCAAGGGGAACCUGGAGGACCAGAUCAUCCAGACCAACCCUGUACUGGAAGCCUUCGGUAACGCCAAGACCACCCGUAACGACAACUCUUCCCGCUUCGGUAAGUUCAUCCGUAUCCACUUCCAACCCAACGGCAAGCUGGCCGGUGCUGACAUUGAGGUCUACCUGCUGGAGAAGGCUCGCGUCAUCUCCCAGCAGCCUCUUGAGCGCUCCUACCAUAUCUUCUACGAGAUGAUGUCCGACCAAGUCAAGGAAAUUAAACCCAUGUGUAGUCUUAGUGACGACAUCUACGACUACCACUACGUGUCUCAGGGCAAGGUCACCGUCCCCUCCAUUGAUGACGGCGAAGACAUGCAGUUCUGUCACGACGCUUUUGAUAUCCUUGGCUUCAACAAGACAGAAAUUGAGAAUGUUUACAAGAUCACGGCUGCCGUCAUGCACAUGGGUGAGAUGAAGUUCAAGCAGAGGGGUCGCGAGGAGCAGGCUGAACCCGACGGCACUGAGGUUGGUGACAUUGUUGCUGGCGUACUUGGUGUUGAAGGCGCCGACCUGUACAGGAACAUUACCAAGCCUAAGAUCAAGGUCGGAGCUGAGUUCGUGUCCAAGGGCAUGAACGUGGAUCAGUGUUACUACUCCGUCGGUGCCCUGGCCAAGGGUCUGUUCGAUCGCCUGUUCAAGUACCUUGUAACCAAGUGUAACGUUACUCUUGAGACUGGCAUGAAGCGAGCUAUGUUCAUCGGUGUCCUCGAUAUUGCUGGCUUCGAGAUCUUCGACUACAACGGCUUCGAGCAGAUCUGUAUCAACUUCUGUAACGAGAAGCUGCAGCAGUUCUUCAACCAUCACAUGUUUGUGCUGGAACAGGAGGAGUACAAGAAGGAAGGUAUUAACUGGGUCUUCGUCGACUUCGGUAUGGAUCUUAUGGCUUGCAUCGAGCUCUUCGAGAAGAAAAUGGGUCUGCUCUCCAUCCUAGAGGAAGAGUCUAUGUUCCCCAAGGCUACCGACAAGUCCUUCCAGGAGAAGUUGAACGCCAACCAUCUAGGCAAGUCUCCCGUGUUCAUCAAGCCCAAGCCACCCAAGGCAGGAGCAGUCGAGGGCCACUUCGCCAUUGUUCACUAUGCCGGUACUGUCACUUACAACCUGAGUGGCUGGCUGGAGAAGAACAAGGAUCCCCUCAACGACACCGUCGUCGACCAGCUCAAGAAGUCUCGCAAUGAAGUCAUUGUCUUGCUUUUCGCUGACCAUCCCGGGCAGUCGGGCCCAGCUGACUCUGGCAAAGGUGGCCGCGGCGCAAAAUCUGGUUCCUUCAAGACUGUCUCUUCUGCCUACAGGGAGCAGCUCAACAACCUGAUGAAGACCCUUAACUCUACUCACCCCCACUUCAUCCGAUGCAUCGUCCCCAACGAGACCAAGUCCCCGGGUGUGACUGAGGCCGGCCUCAUCAUGCAUCAGCUCACCUGUAACGGUGUGCUUGAGGGCAUCCGUAUCUGUCGUAAGGGCUUCCCCAACAGGAUGAUGUACCCUGACUUCAAGCAUCGCUACAAGAUUCUGGCCUCCAAGGAGAUGGCUAGUAUCGAGGAUAAUAAAAAGGCCGCCGAGGUGUGCUUCAAUAAGUCUGGAUUAGACCCAGAGCUCUACCGUCUGGGUAACACUAAGGUGUUCUUCCGGGCUGGUGUCCUGGGUACCCUUGAAGAGAUCCGAGACUCCCAUCUGGGUAAGAUCAUAACCUGGCUGCAGUCAUGGAUCCGUGGAUUCACCGGCAGGAAGGAGUAUGGAAGACUUCAGGAGCAGCGCGUAGCCCUCGUAGUUGUUCAACGCCAGUUGAGGAACUUCGUCUCAAUGCAAUCUUGGGUUUGGUUCAAUCUCUGGCAGAAAGUCAAGCCUCUUCUUCACGUCACUCGUCCUGAGGAUAUAAUUAGAGGUCUCAGGGAGAGGGCCGGUAAAGCUCAAGAAAAUUUGGAUAAUGAACUGAAAACACGCCAAGAUCUUGAAGCUGCAAAUGCUGCUCUUCAAGAAGAAAAGAAUAACCUCUUGGCUACACUUGAAUCUUCUAAAGGCAGUAUGUCCGAGUAUCUUGAGCAAAGCGCCAAGUUGCAGAGUCAGAAAGCCGAACUCGAGGCUCAACUCAAUGAUAUCACCACCCGCCUACAAAAAGAGGAAGAAGCCCGUACAGCCCUUGGCCAGGAUAAGAAAAAGACUGAACAAGAGGUGCACGCUUUAAGGAGAGAUUUCGAAGACCUGGAACUAAACAUCCAAAAGCUGGAGCAAGAAAAGGCUGGUAAGGACCACCAGAUCCACAACCUUAAUGAGGAAAUUGCCCAUCAAGAGGAACUCAUCAAUAAGGUCAACAAAGAAAAGAAACAGCUGCAAGAAUACAACCAGAAAACCGCAGAAGACCUCCAGGGCGUCGAGGACAAAUGCAACCACUUCAACAAAAUGAAGACGAAGCUCGAGCAGACUCUCGAUGAGCUCGAGGACUCCAUCGAUCGCGAGAAGAAGCUGCGCGCUGAGGUUGAAAAAUCAAAGAGGAAGGUUGAAGGUGAUCUUAAGCUGGCCCAAGAGACCGUUGGGGACCUAGAGCGUAAUCACAGAGAAGUCGAGAACACUAUCCAGCGUAAAGAUAAGGAGAUCUCUACUCUUGCCAACAAAGUGGAGGAAGAACAAGGUCAUGUCUCUAAGAUCCAGAGGUCUAUUAAAGAGCUACAAUCACGCAUCGAAGAGCUAGAACAAGAGGUUGAGCACGAGCGCCAGGCCCGAGCAAAGGCUGAGAAAACCAAGUCUAGCUUGGCACGAGAGCUGAGUGAGAUCGGCGAUCGCCUGGACGAGGCUGGUGGCGCCACCGCUGCCCAGGUGGAACUGAACAAGAAGCGAGAUGCUGAGCUAGGCAAGCUCCGCCGCGACAUCGAGGAGACGACCAUCCAGCAUGAAUCUGCUCUUAAUCUUCUUCGCAAGAAGCAUAAUGAUUCCGUGGCUGAAAUAUCAGAGCAGAUCGACCACCUCAACAAAAGCAAAAUCAAAACUGAAAAGGAGAAGGAUGCUUUGAAACGCAUUGCUGAUGAAGCAAAGUCGGCAAUGGAUAGCCUUACUCGGGAUAAGGCUACUGCUGAAAAGGCAAACAAGCAAAUUCAACAACAGAUCAGCGAAGCUCUCGGCAGACUCGAGGAAGCCAAUCGAACUUUGAAUGACUUCGAUGUUACAAAGAAGAAGCUUGCAGUUGAGAAUGCUGAACUUUUGCGACAGCUGGAAGAAACCGAUAACCAAAUAUCUCUUUUGUCUAAGCUGAAGGUGUCUCUUAGUGCUCAACUUGACGACGCUAGGAAGUAUGCUGAGGAAGAGAGCAAGGAACGUGCAACUAUUCUUGGAAAGUAUCGUAACUUGGAACACGAUAUUGAUGGACUUCGCGAACAGCUAGAUGAAGAGUCUGAGGGUAAAGCUGAUAGCCUCCGCCAAUUGUCCAAGGCCAGCGCUGAGGCUCAACUGUGGCGUUCCAAGUAUGAAACUGAGGGAGUUGCUCGUGCUGAAGAACUUGAGGCUGCUCGCCUGAAGCUUGCUGCCCGCCUUGAGGAAGCAGAAAACCAGAUAGAACAGCUGAACCUUAAAAAUAUUAACCUUGACAAAGCAAGACAGCGCAUUCUCGCUGAACUCGAUGAAGUACAGAUUUCAGCUGAACGUGCUCAAAACUUGGCCAUUUCCGCUGAAAAGAAGCAAAAGAACUUUGACAGAGUCAUUGCUGAAUGGAAGAUAAAGGUUGAUGACUUUGCUGUUGAACUGGAUUCGUCACAAAAGGAGUGCCGCAACUAUUCUUCAGAGCUUUUCCGUGUAAAGGCUGCAUAUGAAGAAAAUCUAGGAACACUUGAUUCCGUCCGCCGUGAAAACAAAACCCUUGCUGACGAAAUCAAGGAUCUGAUGGAUCAGAUUAGCGAGAGUGGACGGUCUUACCAUGAACUAGAGAAGAGCAGCAAGCGCCUUGAAAUUGAAAAAGAAGAGCUUCAAGCUGCCCUUGAGGAGGCUGAGGCCGCUCUUGAACAGGAAGAGAAUAAGGUGCUCCGUAGUCAGCUCGAGCUCAGCCAAGUUAAACAAGAAAUCGACAAACGUAUCCAAGAGAAAGAAGAGGAAUUCGACAAUAUUCGAAAAGUCCAUCAACGUGCCAUAGAAACCAUGCAGUCUUCUCUUGAGGCCGAAGCCAAGGGCAAGGCUGAAGCUCUUCGUCAGAAGAAGAAGCUAGAGUCUGACAUUAGCGAACUCGAGGUAGCACUGGACCAUUCCAGUAAGAACAACUCUGACCUCCAAAAGUACAUCAAGAAGCUUCAGACCGAAACGAAGGACCUGCAGCUCCGUGCUGAGGAGGAACAACGUCUUGCUUCCGAGUACCGUGAACAGUAUAGCGCCGCUGAUCGCCGAGCCAAGGGUCUGAAUGGUGAGCUGGAGGAGUCCCGCACUCUUCUCGAACAGUCUGACCGAGGUCGUCGCCAGGCAGAAUCCGAGCUCAGUGACGCUAAUGAACAACUGGGCAGUGCAGCGGGUCAAAAUAAUUCUCUAGCUAUUUCCAAGAGGAAGUUGGAGGGUGAAUUGGCAACACUUCAUUCUGAUAUUGACGAGAUGCUGAACGAGGCCAGGAACUCUGAGGAUAAGGCCAAGAAGGCCAUGGUUGACGCCGCCCGCCUCGCUGAUGAACUCCGAGCCGAACAGGAACACGCCCAGACCCAGGAGAAGCUUCGUAAGGGCUUGGAUCUUGCCAUUAAGGAUCUUCAAGUUCGCCUUGAGGAAAGUGAGGGCAACGCCACUAAGACUGGCAGGAAGACUUUGAGCAAGCUCGAAAGCCGUCUUCGUGAGUUGGAAGGCCAGCUGGAUGAUGAAUCCCGCCGCCACGCUGAUGCCCAGAAGAACCUGAGGAAGUGUGAGAGGCGCAUCAAGGAGCUCACCUUCCAGUCCGAAGAGGACAAGAAGAACCACGAGAGGAUGCAGGACCUCGUGGACAAGCUGCAACAGAAGAUCAAGACCUACAAGCGCCAGAUCGAGGAGGCCGAGGAGAUCGCCGCCCUGAACUUGGCCAAGUUCCGCAAGACCCAACAAGAACUGGAGCAAGUCACUGGCAGUGCAUAAAUACUUCGCCGUCAUUAAAACCAAAAUAUAUGGGCCUUAAUUACAUUGUACUUAAAUCGUUAUAUUUGUAACUAAUAGCCAUAUAAACAAAUAAGUUUUACAGCUUUAAUCUUUAAUUUAUCAAUGACUGUUUAACUGUAAACUGAUAAUCUCCUAGAAAAUCUGGGAGUAAUGAGGCCAUUGUAUACAGGCACAGAGAAGCAUUAUUUUAUAUCUAAGUAACUUGAGUUAUGUUUUUAGUAAAAAUAAAUGCUCACAAUUUAACUAUAACUCUUGUACACUUUACAUAAUUAAAGAAGUUCAAUAUACAAAAAUAACGAAAA
Procambarus clarkii (red swamp crayfish) is the source of this 6282-nucleotide messenger RNA. NCBI's taxonomy places the organism in Eukaryota, Metazoa, Arthropoda, Malacostraca, Decapoda, Cambaridae. The record is from RefSeq and is a predicted model, not a curated record.